Molecule: messenger RNA, 999 nt
Organism: Fusarium keratoplasticum
Lineage: Eukaryota; Fungi; Ascomycota; Sordariomycetes; Hypocreales; Nectriaceae
Product: Abhydrolase-3 domain-containing protein
Exons: 4
Coding region: 1-999 (332 amino acids)
Molecular function (GO): hydrolase activity
Source: RefSeq, a predicted model, not a curated record
AUGCUCACCAUUGAAGAGACCCGUGCACUCGGCGAGGUUCACCCCGAGUUUGAGCCUAUUGUGAGAUGUUACAACCCAAUGCUCAAUGCUUGGAACAUGGAUACCGAUCUCGAUGGCAUCCGGGAGAUAAUGGCCCAGGUCCGCCUGGCACGACCCAAGCCUGACCUCGACUCUCUAUCUUACCGCAUGGAAGACAUCAAAAUCCCGCUGAGGGAUGGCCAUGAAGUUGAUGCUCGAGUAUACACCCCCAAGAAUGCACCGUCAGACGGUUGCCCCGGUGUCAUCGUGUUUCACGGAGGUGGGUUUGUGUUAGGCGAUCUCGACACCGAAGCUGGGCUCUGUGCUACCUUUACCGACCUUGGAGGCGUCGCCGUGAAUGUUGAUUUCCGCCACGCGCCAGAACAUCCUUUCCCUCAGGCCAUCGAGGACGCCUUUGAUGCUACCAAUUGGGCAGCCAAAAACGUGAGCAAGCUGGGGAUCGACCCUGCCAAGGGCUUCAUCAUUGGUGGCACCAGCUCUGGAGCCGACAUGUCUCUAGCUGUCUCCCACCUCUGCCAGGAUGCUGACAUGAAACCCCCUCUGACCGGCGUCUAUGCACCCAUCACCUCUGGUGUCAACGAAGAAACAGUUCCUGAGAAGUACAAGGACCACUUCUUUAGCAAGGAGCAGAACGCCAAUGCACCCGUGUUCAGCACAGAGUCGAUCAAAUUUGUUCACUCCAAGUACAAGCCCGACCAGACGAGCCCUCUGGCGUUUCCUGUCGCAUUUCCUACUCACGUUGGUCAACCCAAGACCUACUUCCAGGUCUGCGGGCUGGACCCAGUAAGGGACUGCAGUCUUGUGCUUGAGCAGGUCUACAAAGACGAUGGAGUGCCUACCAAGAUUCACAUAUACCCAGGUUUGCCUCAUGCGUUUUGGGCUCUCUUUCCGGAGCUUGAGAUUAGCAGCAAGCGUCAGGAAGAUGUCGUGGAAGGUCUGAAGUGGUUGCUCGAACAGUAG